AUGUCGGCGGCGCCCCAGCCCUUCCACAAGCGCCACUGCCGCAGCUUCGACUUCCUGGAGUGGCUGGACGACGAGCCCCCGGCGCCCGCCGCCCGGCGCGGGCGCGAGGCCCCCGGGACCCGGCGCCCGGGCCCGCUCCAAAGCGCCGGGCGCCACGCCAACGAGCUGCACCCGGUCAAGCUCCAGCCCCAGCGCAGCCGCAUCUCCCCUUCCAGGGCGCCCAGUACGGCGCCAGCGCGCCGCCCGCCAACGCCCCGCGCCGGCGCCUGGACAUCAAGCCCGACCCGCCGCCGCGCUACGUCUCCCCGGCGAGGAGCGGCCUGACCGUGCCCGGCGCCUGGCGCCCCUCCCGCACCCCCACGCCCAGCGACACCUACGAGGACCGGGCGCCGGCAGAACCGUACGACCCGAACCCGCAACCGGCGCCCCUCCAGGUCUUCUACGCCGGCGACGGAGCGUACGCGCCACCGCCGCGCCCGGUCCGGAACUACGUUUCCCCCUUCCUCGACGCCCACCCUGUCCGGGAGGCGCCCAGCCGGACAAACUACGUUUCCCCGUUUUACGGCGCUGUGCCAACGUUCGACGGCGCCGUGCCAACGUUCGAGGGCGCCGCGCCUCCCUUUUACGGCGCCGCCCCACCCUUUUACAGCGCCGCGCCACCGGGCGCCGCCCCGCCCUUCGACGGCAUCGCGCCCGUCCAGGCGCCGGUCUCACGAACCUACCCUCACCCGUACGGCGCCUGGCGCCCAGUGGCGGCGCCCUACCAGACGUGGCAGGUCGGGUGCUACCCGCCGGGCGCCGCCCAAUCCUCCUGGCACGCGCCGCGCCUGGGAACCGAAGCGCGCAGCCACUCCAAGUCGUGGGACGACAUCCUGGCGCCGCGUGGGCGCCCCGACCAGCCGCUGUGGCGCGGGCGCAGCUACGAGAACAUUCUAGCGCGCCACCAGGCGCCGCCGGCCCUCUCGCCCGACCCCCGGCGCCCGGCGCCCGUGGUGGUGACGCUCUCCAGCUCCCCCAAACGCUACGCCGCCCUCUCCCUCUCGGAAAACUCGCUUCUGGAGAAAGCGGGCGCCGCCGGGCGCGGCGCCUGGUUCGUGACGCCGGAGAUCACCAUCACCGACAACGAGAUCCCCGGGCGCCAGGCGCCGGCGCGCCAACGCAGCUUGGAGCAGCUGGACCAGCUCAUCACGGACCUGGUGAUCGACUACAAACCGGGCGCCGAUCCCGAGCGCCCGGCGGAGACGCCGGGCGCCAGCUCUCCGGACGCCAGCACCGACGAGGACGACGUCAUGUGCUCCAACGCCCGCUGCGGGCGCACGGAAACGAUGUUUCACGCCUGCCUCUACUUCAAGUCCUGCCACAGCUGCCGCACCCUCUACUGCUCGCGCCACUGCCGGCGCCAGGACUGGCGCCGCCACAAGGAGCGCUGCGCCGCCGGCCGGGCUGCCAGCGCCUGCCGCAACGCGCCACGUUUCUCCCGAGAGGACGCGGCGGCGCACCGGGCCUUCUCCCGCUUGGCGCGGGUCGGGUACCUCUCCCGCGGGCGCGGCGUCCUCUUCCUCGGCUUCCCCGCCGCCGCCGCCGCCGAAAGCUUCCUGCGCGCCGGGCUGGGCGCCCUGGCGGCGGCGCCAACUUACCUCUCCCUCCGGGAAGUGGGCGCCCACGCCGGGAACCUGGGGGCCUACGCCCGGGAGUUGCAGCGCGCCGGGGAGGAUUACGACCCGGCCGAAUGCUUCGUGCUGAACGUCACCGUGGCGGCGGGCGACGGGCACCCGGGUGCGCGCCAGCACGCCAAGGUGGCGCUGGCGGCCUCGGCGCCGCCGCCGGGCGCCGAGAUCGAGACGCUGAUUUUGACGCCGCCGCCGGGCGCCGGCGACCAGGAGGACCGGCGGGCGCGGGAGGUGUGCUUUGUCCACAUCCAGCGGGAGCUGCGCGCCCGGGGCGUGGCGCUGCGGCGCGAGUUCCCGGAGGUCUACGGGCGCCUGGUGGCCUUUGUGGAGAGCGGGCGCCGCUUCACGCCCACCACUAUCUAUCCCGUCGACAAGAGGACGGGCAAGCAGUUCCUCUGCAUGAUCAUGGCGGGAUCCGAACCCCGGACCCUGGACUGGGUGGCCAGUCCCAAUUUGCUGGACGAGCUGAUGUAGCGGAGGCAAGCGGCGGGGAGUUCCGAGGGACGGAAAAAAGAAACGGGCGCCGUUUUGGGCAUGUUUUUGGGUUCAAGUGGCGGGGAGUUCCACUGGGAAGAACGGACCAAAAAGCACUGGAAAUGGGCGCUGUUUUGAUGCAGUUUGUGCAAUGUUUCUGUGCUCAAGUGGCAGGGAGUUCCACUGGGAAGAACGGAGAAAAAAGCACUGGAAACGGGGCUGUUUUGAUGCAGUUUGUGCAAUGUUUCUGGCUUCAAGUGGCAGGGAGUUCCACUGGGAAGAACGGACAAGACAGCACUGGAAAUGGGCGCUGUUUUGAUGCAGUUUGUGCACGUUUUUGGGUUCAAGUGGCAGGGAGUUCCACCGGGAAGAACGGACCAAAUAACACCAGAAAUACACCAGUAUUGCUGCAGUUCGUGCGACGUUUCUUGGUUCAAGUGGCAGGGAGUUCCGACAGACAAAAAACUCCGCUUUGCUGCGGCUUGUGGGACUUUUCUGUGUUCAAGUAGCAGAGAGUUCCAACGGAAGGAACGGAAAACGGGUGGCGAUUUGCUGCAGUCUGUGCAAUGUUUCUGUGUCGAAGUGGCAGGGAGUUCCAACGCCCUCGGAAAUCCCCGAUUUAUCGGCGACAAUUUGUACGUUUAUUUGGGAUCGUUAUUGUGGAUCCUCGUUAUUGGAUAACGAUGGAAGGAUUGAAAUUCAAAAGAAUACAGAAUAAGACAGAAGUUCAAAAGAAGAGAGUAAUUCAAAAUCAUCAUCCUCAUGUUUUAGAAACUGGCACGAAAAUCGGCCCAAAAAGGCUAUUUCCUCCCGGAAUGGCAAAUCUUAUCGAUAUGUUUUAUCGGACGAUUACGAUGGUGAAGUUUUAUAUUAUUAUUAUUAUUAUUAUGGUUUUGAUUAUUAUUAUUAUUUUGUAUUAUUAUUAUUAUUUUUGCACAUUGGAGGGCAGAUUGAAUAUCGUAUCAGCAAAAAGAUACCUUUCCUUUGACGGUUCUGGAAAAGGAUCGAUAUUAUUAUUGUAUUAAUAUUAAUAUUAUUGUAUGCUAAUAUUAAUAAUAUGAAUUACUGUUGUUAUUAUUUAUUAUUAUUUUAAUUAUUGAUGUUGUUAUUCUUUAUUAUUAACAAUAUUAAUUUAUUAUUAUUAUUAUUAUUUAUUAACAAUAUUAAUUUAUUAUUAUUGUUAUUAUUAUCAUUAUUAUUAUUUAUUAAUAAUAUUAAUUUAUUAUUAUUAUUUAUUAUUAAUAAUAUUAAUUUAUUAUAAUUAUAAUUAUUAUUAUUAUUAUCAUCGGAAGGUGAUGAGAUAGCAAACUGUCAAAUGGGUGCACCAGACGAAGGAAUUGUAUGUCGAAUGCCAAAUCCGAUCAAAAUCCUAUUUUUCCCCCUGGAGGAUUGAGCGGUUUGUAAACGGUGCAUUUUUAUUAAUUCUUAAUAAUUAUUAUUGUUUGUUAUUAUUAUUAUUAUCAUCGGAAGGUUCAUGUGACAAGCUGUAAAAUGGGCGCGUCGGACGAAGGAAUUGUAUGUCGAAUGCCAAAUCCUAUCCAAAGGUUAUUUUUUUGUGUCAAUUGUGGGGAAAAAGACGAAUGCAUGUUCUAUUUAUUUCCUUAAAGAAAGAGAAAUCUAUAUAUAUAUAUAUAUAUAUAGUUGCCCAAAUCUUGAAAUGUAUUUUCUGCUGGAGAAAUAUAAGAAGCAUGUCUAUGUAUGUUUAUAUGGAAAGGUAUAAAAAGAGGAGAAUUUAUUUGCCUGGAAUAAAGACGAAACGGAACUCGAACUCGCAACCGUGGCAUUAUUAUUAUUAUUAUUAUUAUUAUUAUUAUUUUAUUUUAUUAUUAUUAUUAUUAAUUUAUUUGUAUUAUGACUUGCCCUUAAUUUAUUUAUUAUUUGUUUUAUUAUUAUCAGUUGCCCUUAAUUUAAUUAUUAUUUUUUAUACAGCUAUUAUUGGCACACGAUUCAUUAUUCAUUAUUAUAUUAUUGUUAUUAUUAUUAUUAUAAUUUAUUUGUAUUAUGAGUUGCCCUUAAUUAAUUUAUUAUUUGUUUUAUUAUUAUUAGUUCCCCUUAAUUUAUUUAUUAUUUGUUUUAUUAUUAUCAGUUGCACUUAAUUUAAUUAUUAUUUUUCAUACAACUAUUAUUUGCCCACGAUUCAUUCUUCGUUGAUUACUAUUUCCACUUCCUUUAUUUAUGAUUAAUUUAUUUGUAUUAUGAGUUGCCCUCAAUUUACUUAUUAUUUGUUAUAUUAUUAUUAUUUUAGUUCCCCUUAAUUUAUUACUUUUAUACAACAUAGAAUUAUUUGAUUCUUAAAUAAUAUUCAUACAUAUGAAUAACACUAAGACAUUAAUAAUAUUAAAAUAAUAUAAAUAUAUUGAUAUAAAUAUAUUUAUAUUUAUUAAUAUAUUUAUUAAUAUUAAGUAAUAUAUUAAUAUAAUAUAAUAUAAUAUAAUAUAAUAUAAUAUAAUAUAAUAGUAAUAAAUGAUUAAAUAAUAUUAAUAUAUUUACUUAUUAUUUGUUAUAUUAUUAUUAUUAUUAGUUCCCUUAAUUUAUUUAUUACUUUUAUACAACAUAGAAUUAUUUGAUUCUUAAAUAAUAUUAAUACAUAUUAAUAACACUAAUACGAUAAUAAUGUUAAAAUAAUAUAAAUAUAUUGAUAGAAAUAUAUUAAUAUUUAUUAAUAUAUUUAUUAAUAUAAAUAUAAUAUAUUAAUUAAUAUAAUAUAAUAUAAUAUAAUAUAAUAGUAAUUAAUGAUUAAAUAAUAUUAUUUAAUCAAUAAUUACAAUUAUAUUACUAUAUAUAUAUAUAUAUAUAUAUUAUACUAUUAUAUUACUAUUAAUUAUAUAUUAUAUUACUAUUAUAUUAUAUUAUAUUAUAUUAAUUACUAUUAUAUUAAUCAUUAAUUACUGUAAUAUUAAUCAUUAAUUACUAUAAUAUUAUAUAUUAUAUUAUACUAUUAUAUUAUAUUAAUAUAUUUAUUAAUAUUAAUAAAUAUAUUAUAUUUAUAUUAUAUUAUAUAUAUAUAUAUUUAUAUUCUAUUCUAUUAAUAUUAAUUAAAUAUAUUGAUACAAAUAUAUUGAUCUUAUUUAAUUAACAAUUGCUAUUAAUUUAUAGAUUCAUCUAUAGAAUUAAAUAAAUAUUGAUUUAUCUCUUUUCCCAAAUUGCCUUGCUGGGAAUUAUAGUUUUUGAUGGGAAUUCUAGCACUGCCUGGGAAGAAGGCGCAACUUUGGGCCUGAAAACUACACUUCCCAAGGUGCACCUGGGGCUUGGCCUGGCCAUUCCUCUGCUAAGCCUGGAC
This is a messenger RNA of Podarcis lilfordi (Lilford's wall lizard), 5424 nucleotides long. NCBI's taxonomy places the organism in Eukaryota, Metazoa, Chordata, Lepidosauria, Squamata, Lacertidae. The record is from the annotation of a GenBank genome assembly.